AUGAUUGAGGACUAUAUACACAACAAUGAUAUAGAUCCUGAAAAUAUGGCUUUGAAUUAUAUAGAGGAAAUUAUGAAAAUUAAUGGAAGCAGCUGUGAAAAUUUUCAAUUGCCAAAUCCAUAUCCGGUAAAUAUUUACAGGCAAGAAUAUAUUGUUGAAGAGGAAAGGCAACGUGGUAACUAUAUGUUAUCAAAACUAAAUGUGGAACAAAAAAAAGUAUACGAUUCGAUAAUGAGAGCAAUUGACAAUGAGAAUGAACCUGAGAGAUUAUUUUGUAUUGAUGGGUUUGCUGGUAGUGGGAAAACCUACCUGUUUAACACAUUAAUAGGAAUAAUCCGAGGAAGAAACGAGGUGGUUCUACCAUGUGCCUCAACUGGCAUUGCUGCCACACUUCUAAAGGGAGGAAGGACGUAUCACUCACUGUUCAAGUUGUCCAUCCCAAUUGAUGAAAGUGCCAAAUCAAAUAUUAGAGAAAAUUCUAUGCAUGUGCGAGAACUAAUUGCUGCAAAACUCAUUAUAUGGGAUGAGGUGAGUAUGACUGUAGGACAUGCUCUAGGAGCAGUUGAUAAACUAUUAAGGGAUAUAAUGAAGAAUCCAAGAUUAUUUGGGGGAAAAGUUAUUUUAUUUGGAGGUGAUUUCAGACAAAAUCUACCUGUAGUGCCACAUGCACAGAAAGCUGCAAUCAUUGAGUCCACUGUUAAAUAUCAUACAAUAUGGAGAAAUGUAAUUCAAGUAAAACUUAAGCAAAAUAUGAGAACUGGAGAAGAAAGAGAAUUUGCUAAUUGGUUGUUGCAAGUCGGUGAUGGUAAAUUGUCGAAUAUUGAUGAAUUAAAUCAAGAUAUAAUAGAAAUUCCAAACGAUUUUAUAUCAGAACAGUCUCUAAUUACAGAUAUUUUUGGAGAUCAAUUCAGUAUAGAACAGGUUCGACAAAAUCAGGAUCGAGCAAUUCUAUGUCCUAAGAAUGAGGAUACAUUUAAAAUAAAUGACGAAAUCCUUCGUUUAAUGGAAGGAGAAGAAAAGGAGUAUCUCUCAAUUGACUCUAUUAUGAGUGAUGAUCCACAGGAAGAAUUGAAUUACCCGACUGAGUUUAUAAACUCAUUGACACCCACCGGAAUGCCAGGACAAACCUUAGAAAAAGUUGGGAUUUAUUUGCAGAAUCCAGUAUUUGCACAUGGACAACUGUAUGUAGCAUUUUCAAGAGCAACAAAAAGAGAAAAUGUUAAAGUAAAGGUCGUUGAUAACAAAAGUCAAGGACAUCUGAUUAUGGGAAGUUCAAAAAUAUUUACGAAAAAUGUG
Molecule: messenger RNA, 1296 nt
Organism: Vollenhovia emeryi
Lineage: Eukaryota; Metazoa; Arthropoda; Insecta; Hymenoptera; Formicidae
Exons: 2
Biological process (GO): DNA repair; telomere maintenance
Molecular function (GO): DNA helicase activity
Source: RefSeq, a predicted model, not a curated record